GAACUGGGCAAGCGAUAUGAGAAGGCCACGAAUGCACAGUUCAGGAUGCCCAAUCGAUUGUUCUUUUCAAAUGUGCUGCCAGGGAUUGCCAUCCGUGGGAUCUCGGUCAAUGUCCAUUGGCGUCACCGUCACCUCUUCAAGAUCCUGCACAUGACCCCCAGGGAUCUGUGGGGGCAGAACGCGCACUCACUGUGCGUAGCCAUGAUGCACUCCUUGAACAUUUUCGCCACAAUGACCACAGACAAUGCCAGGGGUAUAUUCAUAACCUUCAAUUCAAGUACCCUUCAGGACCUUCAUACACGGAUAUGAGCAUGAGCGGCUCCUGCUGACAGC
Molecule: messenger RNA, 333 nt
Organism: Drosophila persimilis
Lineage: Eukaryota; Metazoa; Arthropoda; Insecta; Diptera; Drosophilidae
Product: accessory gland protein Acp76A-like
Exons: 2
Source: RefSeq, a predicted model, not a curated record